This is a messenger RNA of Penicillium brevicompactum, 1593 nucleotides long. RefSeq names its product arylsulfotransferase family protein. Bases 1 to 1593 code for a protein of 530 amino acids. NCBI's taxonomy places the organism in Eukaryota, Fungi, Ascomycota, Eurotiomycetes, Eurotiales, Aspergillaceae. The record is from RefSeq and is a predicted model, not a curated record. The transcript is spliced from 3 exons.
AUGAAGCUCCUUGAAGCUAUCGCUUGCGCUUCGGCGCUGGUACCCCUUGCAGCUGCAGACUGGCAGUUCAAAUCCAGGACCGACCUGGCUCCACCUCGUCUGAACAUCACCAUCCCGGCCACCAAGGAUGUCGAGAAGGGUUAUCUGUUCGUGGCACCUUUCCCGGGCCAGUGGGCUGAGCCUCAAUUCCACGGCCCUCGCCAGGAAGCCCCGUACAUUGUGCGUGACGAUGGCGAACUCGUCUGGUCGGGAUACACCUACUUCUCCAUCUGGGCGGCCAACUUCCAGAAGGCCCGUUGGAACGGUCAGGAUGUCUUGUUCAGCUUUGAGGGUGAUCACAAUCCGGCCUAUGGUCAUGGCCAUGGUCAUGCUACCAUCCUGAACCAGAAUUAUGAGACCAUCCGAGAGCUCCGAGCUGGUAAUCAUAAGCUCAUGGACAAGCACGAGUUCCACGUGGUUGACGAGAAGACUGCGUUGCUUCAGGUCUACCAGCCUGUUCCAAAGGACUUGUCCCGCUUUGGCGGUAGUCCUGAACAGCAGUGGAUUGUGGACGCCAUCUUCCAAGAACUGGACAUCCAAACCGGAGAGUUGCUCUUCGAGUGGUCCAGCCUAGACCAUGUUUCUCCCGAAGAAGCGGUUCUUCCCCUCAACCCAGGUCAAGCGGGUGCUGGUUGGAACUCAUCUGACGCAUGGGACUACUUCCACAUCAACUCUGUGGACAAGGAUGCCGCAGGUGACUAUUUGAUUUCUGCGCGUGAUGCAUGUGCAGUGCACAAGAUCAAUGGUACCACUGGCGAGAUUAUCUGGCGACUGGGCGGAGUUCGCUCGGACUUCGAGCUCGGUCCCAACGUCAAGUUCUGCUUCCAGCACCACGCCCGUUUCAUCAAACAGAGUGACAACGAGGAGAUCAUUUCUCUCUUCGACAACUCUGCACACGGAACAGAGAACCACCGCGGCAAGGAAGUUCACACUCACCCCUUCUCUCAGGGCAAGAUCAUCUCCGUCAACACGGCUACCUGGACCGCUGAGAUUGUCCAAGCAUUCCAGCCUCCUGAUGGGCUCCUCGCCAAAUCUCAAGGCAGUACACAGGUUCUCCCCAACGGGAAUGCCCUCGUGAACUGGGGCUCUGAAGGCGCUGUCACCGAGUUCCGCUCCGACGGUACACCCAUUUUCCACGCAUACAUGGACUCUGGACUCCUUGGUGAAGGCGUCCAAAACUACCGAGCAUUCCGGUACAACUGGACCGGCCUGCCGAACGAAGAGCCCGCCAUUGUUGCAGAGAAGACACCAUCCGGCACCAAAGUGUAUGUUUCAUGGAACGGCGAUACAGAAGCCGCCGUCUGGAGAUUCUAUUCGAUUACGGACCGGUUUGGGUCCCGCGCGUAUCUGGGCGAGGCUGUCCGUGAUGGCUUUGAGACCUCCUUCUCGUUGGCUGGUCACUCGUACCACAGCCUAGCGGCCGAGGCUGUUUCUGCUGCUGGACGUGUGCUGACCACCACUCGCAUUGCUCGGGUUCAGGAUGCAAUUCUUCCUCCACAUGGCUUGGAGGAUGGGCGUUCCAACAGCGGCUCGUGGGAACAAAUCAUCCUUUAG